UCAACAGGCGAAAAAAAAAAAAAAAGAAUUUUGAGAUGAACAACUGUCUUGUAACAAUAGGAUUAUAAAUACCCAACACCCUAUGGUUUCCAGCUUCAUCUUUUUCUUUUCUCCAUCCUAAUCUUCUUCUAUUCCUGCAGCACCAACGCAAAAAAUUUCUCAUAAUUUAUUUACAGCGAAACCAAAACCAGAGGCGGCUUUUACACAGACCCACUAGAAAGAAACAGAUGGAGAUGCAUUGGUAUGGCUUAAGGACCCCUGGAACCGAGGCUUCUCGCUUCUGCUUCUCAUCCACCAUCGCCUCUCCCACCGGGACGUACAAGUCCGACCCAGUUCUCCGUUUCAAGCCUGAGAACCGUUUCUCGCACGCGUCGUUCCGAAUUAAGGCUGCUGUUAAGGAAGGAAUCGCCACUGACAAGAGCUUUUAUGAACUGUUGGGGAUUCCUGAGUCCGGUACAUUGAUUGAGAUAAAACAGGCUUAUAAACAGGUCGCCAGGAAGUACCACCCGGACGUGUCGCCGCCGGAUCGAGUCGAAGAGUAUACCCAGAGGUUUAUUCAGGUUCAGGAGGCUUAUGAGACUCUUUCGGAUCCUAGAAGGAGAGCUCUUUAUGAUCGAGACAUGGCUCGGGGUCUUCACCUCGCGUUCUCUGCUAGGAGACGGUACCAAGACGAUGAGGAGCUGGAAGUGAGAGGCGAGUGGAAGAAUCACUGGGAAGCUCAGCUAUCAGAGUUGACAAGAAGAAGCAUGAACAAGGAUGCAGAGGGGAACAUGUCGUGGGCAGCUCGAAUGCGCAGGCAAAGGGAACGAUCAUCACAAGAAAUUUAAAAUAAGUUAUUGUUGUGUUCUGCUUACACGUCUUUCUAGUUUCCACGAGGUUGGUACUAAGAGAGAGAGUAAUGAAGAAGGUGUAAGCUUAUGCAUGAAACAGCAGAAGUAUAAUUAAAUCUGCAUAUGCCAAGUUGCUAACCAAAUUAGAUAUCAGAAAUCGGAAAUCUUGUAUAGUUGUUCUUAAAUCUGGCCAUGUCAAUGAUAACUUGCAGCCUUACAGGCGUUUUAUGCUGUAAAUAAAAAAGUUCAAUAGUUUGGGGCUCA
Molecule: messenger RNA, 1094 nt
Organism: Manihot esculenta (cassava)
Lineage: Eukaryota; Viridiplantae; Streptophyta; Magnoliopsida; Malpighiales; Euphorbiaceae
Product: chaperone protein dnaJ 20, chloroplastic
Exons: 2
Coding region: 228-827 (199 amino acids)
Cellular component (GO): chloroplast
Source: RefSeq, a predicted model, not a curated record